Messenger RNA from Eptesicus fuscus (big brown bat), 1442 nucleotides. RefSeq names its product protein arginine methyltransferase 8 (gene PRMT8). NCBI's taxonomy places the organism in Eukaryota, Metazoa, Chordata, Mammalia, Chiroptera, Vespertilionidae. Gene Ontology annotation, cellular component: plasma membrane. Gene Ontology annotation, molecular function: protein-arginine N-methyltransferase activity. The coding region runs from base 1 to 1185 and encodes 394 amino acids. The record is from RefSeq and is a predicted model, not a curated record. The transcript has 10 exons. Gene Ontology annotation, biological process: peptidyl-arginine methylation.
AUGGGCAUGAAACACUCCUCCCGCUGCCUGCUCCUAAGGAGGAAAAUGGCGGAGAACGCUGCCGAGAACGCCGAGGUGAGCAGUACCCCCUCUCAGCCCCCUCAGCCUGUGGUCCCAUCCAAGCCUGUGCAAUGUGUCCAUCAUGUGUCCACUCAACCCAGCUGUCCAGGACGGGGCAAGAUGUCCAAGCUGCUGAACCCAGAGGAGAUGACCUCAAGAGAUUAUUACUUCGAUUCCUAUGCCCACUUUGGGAUCCACGAGGAAAUGCUGAAGGACGAGGUGCGCACGCUCACUUACCGGAACUCCAUGUACCACAACAAGCACGUGUUCAAGGACAAAGUGGUGCUGGACGUCGGGAGUGGUACCGGGAUCCUUUCCAUGUUUGCUGCCAAAGCAGGGGCCAAGAAGGUGUUUGGGAUUGAAUGCUCCAGUAUUUCUGACUACUCAGAGAAGAUCAUUAAGGCCAACCACUUGGACAACAUCAUCACCAUAUUUAAGGGGAAAGUGGAAGAGGUGGAGCUGCCUGUGGAGAAGGUAGACAUCAUCAUCAGCGAGUGGAUGGGCUACUGUCUCUUCUAUGAGUCAAUGCUCAACACGGUCAUCUUUGCCAGGGACAAGUGGCUGAAACCUGGAGGGCUUAUGUUUCCAGACCGGGCAGCUUUGUACGUGGUAGCAAUUGAAGACAGACAGUACAAGGACUUCAAAAUCCACUGGUGGGAGAAUGUCUAUGGCUUUGACAUGAGCUGCAUCCGGGACGUUGCCAUGAAGGAGCCCCUGGUGGACAUCGUGGACCCAAAGCAAGUGGUGACCAAUGCCUGUUUAAUAAAGGAGGUGGACAUUUACACAGUCAAGACCGAAGAGCUGUCGUUCACGUCUGCCUUCUGCCUGCAGAUCCAGCGCAAUGACUACAUCCACGCCCUGGUCACCUAUUUUAAUAUUGAAUUUACCAAGUGCCACAAGAAAAUGGGGUUUUCCACAGCCCCUGAUGCCCCCUACACCCACUGGAAGCAGACCGUCUUCUACCUGGAAGAUUACCUCACCGUCCGGAGGGGGGAAGAGCUCUAUGGGUCCAUCUCCAUGAAGCCAAAUGCCAAAAAUGUGCGAGACCUCGAUUUCACAGUAGACUUGGAUUUCAAGGGACAGCUGUGUGAAACAUCUGUAUCUAAUGACUACAAAAUGCGUUAGCACACGGGGGAAGCUGCAGAGAGCGAGCGAGAAAAACUCACCUCGAUCUGCGGCACGGUGACGAGAAUACUGUUUGCAGGACUACACUCUCGAAAACCAGAGUUUUAAAUUCUGCCUUGAAGAUUGGGGAACUCGCCAGGGCUCAGGUGGCCCUGACACUGGACAGAUGACCUCCAGCUGCUCAGCUCUGCUCUGUGAGCCCUUCACAAUGUCUUUGCUGUCGCUGACCACGAGCGACCUCCAGUGCCGCGGCUGGG